GUUUAGCCAGUUAAUUGUUGGCUAUAGUGUCGAAGAACAUAAAGUUCUAAAGUUGCCGCUGACAGAGCGUAAGAGAGAAAAAGAGAGCUAGACUAAAAUGGCAGAAAGUGUAGUGUCUUUUGCAAGUCAGCAUGUGCUUCCAAAAUUUCUGGAAGCUGUAAAAAUGCUGAGAGAUCUCCCAAAAGAAGUUGCAGAAGUUACAGAUGAACUAGAAAGCUUUCAAGACUUCAUCCGAGAUGCAAAUAAAGUGGCUGAAGCUGAAGAAGAUAUCAAUAGACGCGAUAGAAUAAGAAAAAGGUUGAUGAGGCUGAGAGAAGCGGCUUUUCGCAUGGAAGAUGUAAUCGAUGAUUAUGUGAUAUGUGACGAAAAACAACCUGAAGAUGAUCCUCGAUGUGCAGCUUUACUCAGUGAGGCUAUUGAGUUUAUUAAAACUCAGAUCCUUCGCCUUCAAAUAGCGUAUCAGAUUCAGGAUGUUAAGUCACUUGUUCGAGCCGAAAGAGAUGGCUUCCAAAACCAUUUUCCUAUAGAACCAAGAUUACACAGUUGUAUAGGAAAUGAACAUUUCACAUGGCAUAAACUUCGAAUGGAUCCUCUUUUUAUUCAGAAGGAUGAGGUUGUUGGCCUUGAUGGCCCUAUACAAACACUGAAAAAGUGGUUGACAGAGGGUAGAGAAGAACGCACUGUCAUCUCUGUUGUAGGAAUGGCAGGAUUGGGAAAAACCACUCUUUCUAAGCAAGUCUUUGACAGGGUACACACAGACUUUGAGUGUCAUGCAUUGAUCACAGUGUCUCGGUCCUAUACUGUUGAAGGGUUGCUGAGGGAUUUGACGAACAAGCUUUGUAAAGAAAGACUGGAGGAUCCUCCUCGAGAUGUUGCAACUAUGAAUCAAAUGUCACUGAUAGAAGAAGUCAGAAAUCGUUUGAACAAUAAGAGGUAUGUUGUCUUGUUUGAUGACGUAUGGAAUAAAACAUUUUGGGAUGACAUUGAAUUGGCUCUGAUCGACAAUAAAAAUGGAAGUAGGAUAUUAAUCACUACCCGGGAUGAGAAGGUCGUGGAUUUAUGUAAGAAAUGUUUAUUUUUUGAGGUACAUAAGCUACAACCAUUAAGUAAAGAAAAAUCACUGGAGUUGUUAUGUAAGAAGGCAUUUGGGUAUGGUUUUGAUGGAAGCUGUCCAAAAGAUUAUGAAGAAGUAGGUCUGGAAAUUGUUAGAAAGUGUGAGUGCUUACCUUUAUCAAUUGUGGCCAUCGGUAGUCUUUUAAACAGAAAAUGUAAAAGUCCAUCUGAAUGGGGCCUGUUUAGUCAAAAUCUAAGUUUAGAGUUGGAGAGCAAUUCCGAGUUAGACAGUGUAAAAAAAAUUUUAGGCUUGAGUUACGAUGAUUUGCCACAGAAUCUGAGGUCAUGUUUAUUGUAUUUCGGAAUGUAUCCAGAAAAUUACGAAGUUAAAUGUGAUAGAUUAAUUCAGAUGUGGAUAGCUGAAGGGUUUGUCAAACAUGAAAGUGGAAGAAAUUUAGAAGAAGUUGCACAACAACAAUUAAUAGAGUUGAUUAGUAGAAGUUUGGUGCUAGUAUCAUCAUUUACCAUAGAUAACAGAGCAAAAUUAUGUCGUGUUCAUGACUCAAUACAUGAAAUGAUCCGUGGAAAAACUAAGAAUACAGGGUUCUGUGAGUAUAUUGAUGUGAAUAAUCACUUGGAGUCAAGUGGUCCCAUUCGACGCUUAACAAUAGCAACAAGUUCCAAUGAUUUAAGUGGAACUAUAGAAGGAUCACAUCAUAUUCGGUCAAUUAUAAUUUUCGGGAGGAGGGAAGUCUUAUCUGAACAAUUCACCAGCCACUUGCUUUCAAAAUACACGCGGUUGAAGGUACUUGAUUUUGGAUAUGCUCCAUUAUAUGAUGUUCCUGAAAAUUUGGGGAGUUUAAUUCACUUAAAGUAUCUAAGCUUCUGGAGUACAUUCAUAAGAAGCCUUCCGAAAUCCAUUGGUAAGCUGCAGAACUUGGAGACCUUAGAUGUACGAGCAAACAGGGAGAUUGAGGUACCAAAGGAGAUUACGAAGCUUAGAAAACUACGUUGUCUUUUGGGUAACCGAAUGUCUGCCAUUGCAGUGAAGGAUAGUAUUGGAAGCAUGACAUCCCUCCAAAUGAUGCAUAUAUUGAUAGAUCCAGAUGGAGUGGUGAUUAGAGAGCUUGGAAAGCUAAAGCAAUUGAGGGAUAUGAGACUUUCUAAUGUUAUGGGACAUCAUUCUGAUACUCUUUCUUCCUCAAUAAACCAGAUGCAACUCUUGGAGCGACUAGAUAUCUUCGUACAACACUUGAGUGAACCAAUUGACUUGCACAUUACAUCAUCCUUGUCUAAACUGAGGAAGCUUCACCUGUAUGCCAAUUUAAAAGAAUUCCCAAAUUGGAUUCCGCGACUCCAAAAUCUUGUGAAAUUGUCUUUGGUUCAGUCCAGGCUAACUAACAUUCCAUUGAUAUCUAUAGGAAAUAUGGCAAAUUUGUUGAUCCUCUCUUUCGGCUCCACUUCGUACGAAGGAGAAACUUUGCAUUUUGAAAAUGGAGGAUUUCAGAAACUAAAGGAACUAGAGCUCCAACGUUUGCAUCAAUUGAGCUCCAUUUUUAUUGAUAGCGGAGCACUGCAAUCUUUGGAAAAGCUUCAGAUAAUGAAUAUUCCAGAACUGAAGGCAGUACCCUCUGGCAUUCAAAACUUAAAGAAACUCCAAGUUCUCGACAUCUUAUAUAUGCCAACUGAGUUUCUGCAGAGGAUUGACCCCAAUGGAGGAGAAGAUUAUUUCAUGAUCAAACAUGUGCCCCAUCUACAUUUUGUCACCAAAAAUCGUGCUUUUCUGUUGGCCGAGAGAGCAGCUAAUAUUCUUUGUGGGGUUAUAGAGUAAGAAAUUCAAGUAUGGAGUUAGGAGUCUGCAUUUAGCGUAGAUGAGUGAGAUAAGCAAUAUACAAGAAGGUGGUGUCAGGUCUUCGUGGCUCGGGAUUCAUCGGAUCAAGAUUUCCCAGGUUUAAUAUACACUCUCCCUGGUAUGUUCACUACUCGAGGAACCCAACAUUGUUGAAAGUAAAUAUUUAAAAAUUUUAGUUUUGUAAGUACAUAUGCAAGUGAUGUUGCAUAUUGCUUUUGGGAUGGUCUUUGGACAUGCAUGGAGAAGUUUGUCUCUGUUCUGAAUUUUAGUAUUUUGAUGGGAGUACUGUUUCCUGUCCAAUUUGUUUGAUUAUCUUAAAUAUGUUGUGGAGUGUUAAAAUUUAAAAAGAAGUAGUUGAUUUAUGUUUAUAAAUGAGUCAUCGGUACACCAAAAAAGUUUCAGAAA
Molecule: messenger RNA, 3310 nt
Organism: Vigna unguiculata (cowpea)
Lineage: Eukaryota; Viridiplantae; Streptophyta; Magnoliopsida; Fabales; Fabaceae
Product: disease resistance protein RPM1-like
Biological process (GO): defense response to other organism
Molecular function (GO): ADP binding
Source: RefSeq, a predicted model, not a curated record